Molecule: messenger RNA, 11910 nt
Organism: Cylas formicarius (sweet potato weevil)
Lineage: Eukaryota; Metazoa; Arthropoda; Insecta; Coleoptera; Brentidae
Exons: 7
Coding region: 210-1118 (302 amino acids)
Source: RefSeq, a predicted model, not a curated record
CGGACUCUGGAUCGUCCAGGGUUCGGACGGAGACAAGCGCGCCCUGCCCUCGGAGACCAGCUACAAGUUUAGUCCGUUUAGUCACGUCGGGCAUCUUCUCCGCGUAAGAAAUUAUUCUCCCGAUUUUCCGGAAAAAUAUGUGGCGCCUCUACUAAGCUCCUGCGAGAUUCGAAAGGGAAAAACGUCCGAUAUCGAAGCGACAUAGAGAAAUGGCGAAAUAUUUUGGACUUGGGUACUGCUGCUUGCAUCUUCAGUUACUUUGCUUCUCAGCGGUGUUCUCUAAUAUCGACCGCGUCGAGUUAAUAAUGCCCCGCUACGCGACCAGAGGCGGACACGUGAUAAUGACGUGCGAGCACAGCGUGCCUCCCGAGCAACUGCACAAAGUAGUGUGGAAGAAGGGCGAAAGCAAAAUAUUUGUCUACAUCAAAGGACGUGACCCACCCUUCAUAUCGUAUUCCAUCGCGGGAGCCACACUCAACAAAACAAACAGCAGCCAGAAGCAAAUACAACUUUCCAAUUUGGAGUUUUCCGCCGGCGGCUCGUACCAUUGUGUCGUUUCCAUGGAGACGCCCAGCAUUUUCAGCAAGGAAUCAGAAAAAAAGGACUUAAUUAUAAUAGAACCGCAAAGGGUGGAUCCAAAAAUAACAUUCUCGAAAACCAAGUAUUUGGUGGGCGAAAUUUUGGAGGCUAACUGUACCACGGCCCCCUCCCGACCGCCACCGCAUAUUAGCUGGCUGCUGAACAAGAAAAAGGUGCUGGAUAAGUGGACGAGGUCGUUUUCAAACGGCGCGAUGAUGCAGGGUCCCGAGUCAAGAGCGCCUUCGUUAAAACAAUUAUCGAUCGAGGUAUCACAGCUCCAUUAUGGUUUGCUUAAUCUUACAUGCAUGGCAACAAUCCCGGGAUACGUCAACGACGAGAGCGACUACGCGGACAUAAGGAACGCAACAGUAACCAUUGCGAUCGAAGACGAAAUGAGGAACGCGGCAGAUCCGUCUCCAGUUGAGUCAAAACUGUCAAACGCGUGGAGCGCUUUACGUCAGAACAGUCUGUUGGGUCGCAUUAUCUUCUUUUACCACUACACGUGCACAGCGUGCUUAUUGCUGCGCCUCUUCGUCUAGAGAGCGCCGUUUCCUUUAGUCGUGGUUGGAGAGGAUCGGAGCGAGCGAAAAACGUCUCGGUUGUGUUCUAAAUAAUUUCUUAAAACGUUAGGCUUUUAAAAUUUUAACACGUAAGGCCGCUUGUUAGCAAACGACAACCACCGAAACGUUUGCGGCAUAGAGCUUGCGUAUACGUUUUCAGGACUUGAAACGCUUGGUGAUGCUUCAUUUAAGCAGAACAGCCAAUUCGUAUCAAAUCAACCGAAAAUAUUGCGAAUUUUCGAAACGUCCACAUUUCCAGAGUCAAAUUUUAGUUAAAAUUAAUAUGAGAAUAAAAUAAAAAACAGGACAGCGAAUGGAGCCCGAACUUUUCCUACGCAAAAUGGUUCACGGCUAAUUUUUUAACCAAUUUGGAAUGUUUUGGUCAUUAAGGUUCUGAACAGCAGCAUUCAUGGGCCGCAUUUCUUCUAUGUCCGGUUUUCGAAAUUGGGCAGCAGUUAAUUUUAAUAAUUUCCUACCAACAAUAACCCAUUAUAAAUAAAAACUUCACUUUUUGAUACAAUUGUUAAUUUUUGGUUAUUUUGUGGUCUUUAAAAGUCAAUUUUUUUAUAAAGAAUGUACUAAAAUAAUAAUUAAAACAAAGACUGAAUGUUUAAAUCUCUUUAAAAAUGGGAAGGGAUGAAUCUUAACAAUGUUUAAUAACCGUUGAUUUCGUUAAAAGAAAAAAUCAAAUUAUAACGGGCAAAAAGAAUGAAAAUAUAAUUUAUUCGAAGACAAAUUAAAAUUGUAAAGUAACAAACAAAACACAAAUAAUUUUAGCAAUUUAGUAUAUGGGUAGAGUGUACCAACGACUUUAUGUAUAGGGUGGUCCAUUUUAGAUUAUCCUAUACCUUGUCUCAAUAAGUACGGCGCUGAGAACAAUGUAUACAGAGUAUUGUUCCAGGACAGUAAUCAAUUUUUUUUUAUUGGAACAUUAUGAACAUUUUUAAAAAAUCCAUUUAUUCGCUUAAUUUUGAGCAUUUUGAGUAGUUUUUGAGAAAAAUGAAUUUUUCUAUUUUUUCGCUGAAAAACACCUCUUUAUAUAGAAAACGUGUUCUAAUUAUUUGCAUUACUUGUUGAUUUUAUAUUAAAUAUAAGUAAUUAUUGUCUAAAAGAUACUUAGUUAGAAUAGGAGACUAUAUAGGUAGAUUAGGUAGAUUUAAAACAAAAUACACGAGUUAUUGCAGAAAAUUGGGCAUAACUACUAAACUAGCAAUUUUUAUAAUAAAAGCUAUAUGUACGAAAUGUUAAAGAGUUAAAUCCCAAACCCAAUAAAACUGCUAAAUACAGGGUAAAGAAGAGUUUUUUUUAAUUAGAAAAGACAUUACUUGAUGGUUGAUGUAACCACCCUGUAUAAUAUAUUUUCGCCAUAAUAGAUAGAUCAAAGCAUUAAUUAUUAACCACUUUCAUGGACCAAUAAUAAAAAUUACCUAUUUUUCCUUUCAAGCGGAAAAACACAUUUUUCCAAAAACAUUAAUUUUUCUCAAAAACUACUCAAAAUUUCGUAUGCUAUGUGAUGACAGAAAAUACUCCAAACCAAGCCAAUAAUUAGAAUUUUUAAAAAUAUUCAUAGCAUUUCAUUUAAAGAAAUAAAAUUGGUUACUGUCCUGGCAUAAAUAAAAUAUAUACUUAGGGUCAAACAGUUUUUGCAUUUAAUAUCUUUAUUGAAAUAAGGUAUAUGAGUAUCCUAAAUGUACCACCCUGUACUAUAGGCCUUCCUAAGUAGUCCCAAACAUCUUCAAUUAGGUUCAGGUCUGGAGUAACUGCUGCUCAAUCUACAAUUUGAAUGUCAACCUACUGAUCGUGAUUUUUGCAACCUGCAAUGUGAGCGUUAUCUUGCAUAAGGACAAAAUUAUGGCCAAUAUAUACCGAUUAGCUGUUAAAGAUCCCUUACGAAACAGUACUAACUCUGCUUGAAUACUUCACUAAAUCACCUUCAAAAUUUGAAAUACAUUGGACAAAUCGCUCCCAUGGAUGUCUGGUAAAGUCGAAUAAAAUACGAUUUUUGUCCUAAACAAAAAAGCUGUAUAUUUAGACUUGAUGGAUUGUUCGCACCUAAUGGAGAUCAUACAUGUAUCCUAAAUAAUGUUCUUUAAAAAAAAUCUUUAGGUCAAAACGUUUUUAAAGUUUUUAAAAUUAUGCGAAACUUUUUGUGACGAGGUUGUUUCAGUUUGUUAUUAUGGUAUAUAAUUAUAACGUGAGGUAAAUGCGUCUUCUAUUUUUCUAACUUCAAUUUUAAAAAUAUGCUGUAGGAUUUAGAAAAAGAAAUUGAAUAUUAAGGUUAUAAGGGUUUUCGUAUAACAACCAAAAUCACCCAUUAUAUAGGAUGUAUUGAAAAACAGUUAUUCCAACAAAUUUUUGUCUUAACCUUAAAUAUAUUAAUUAUUAAAAGCCUUGAAAAAAAUCUAAAAUGGUCGUUCUGUGUCAUAUCACCAUAAAGAAAAAUAAGAACCUUUGAUUAACAGAAUAUAAUUGGUAGUGUUGAAGCUCUAAAACACUAAAAUACAGUACAAAAAGACUCUUAAAAUUGUACUGAAUAAUUAAAUUAAAUUAAAUGAAAUCAAGUUGUUGACAAAAUAUUUCAAAAUACCCUUUUCUUGGUAAACUAAAAACAAUAUCUCACUUGUCGGAAAAUAUUGGAAAUUCGAUUUAGCUUACAAUAUUGACAGGGAAGCCAUGAACUUGGAUGUACCUAUCUAUUAAAUAUUACCAAUUAUAUGAAAACAAAUUAUCACAGUUCAUAUUGAUAUAGCGGAGGAUAUUUGAAAUUUAGCCAAAAAAAUAUAUAUCAAUAUUUGAAAAGAAAUAUAUUGUCCAAUGGUUAAAAUAAAAAAUAUGAAGUUUUAUUAUUAACUCUAUCAGACGUUUGUCAGAACUGAAGUUUAUUUCUUGUGUUGAUAUUUCGGUCUACCGUUUGUGAAACUUGAAUUCCAAAUUAAUAUUUUUUAUUUAUAAUAGGUUAUUGCUAAAAUUAUAGGCAUAUAGCCGUCGUCAAGAUCUACAGCAUACUAAAUUGGCUGAAAGACAUUUAGCAUAAGAAAAUUGUUCGAAAAGUUUUAUUGGUAAGGUAAAUUAGCCCUCGCCUAUCGAGCACUUAAUGAUAUACAGGAACUUUACAAUAACGAAAAAAAUACGUUUGCUGAGGAAAGCCUCGAAUAUAAUUUCCUUUUUGAUAUAACUUCGAUAUUAUUUAUUUCUCUCUCUACCACUAAAAUUUAGUAAAAUAAAUAUUUGUUUACAAAAAAUCUGGUCUUAUUUAUUCCACUGAAAAUUUGAAAAACUGUCUCAUUUAUCGUUAUCAAAAGUUGCGGACUUCAUAAUUACAACAGUUUCUUAAUUUUAGAAACUUUUAGCCGCAAAAAUGAUGUAAGGUGUUCGAAAUUGAUGUAGACGGUGGAUUUAUGACUUAUAAGGUAUACGUUGGCCUGUAUAUUAUUGCAUGAUGUCUUUGUACCUAUUUUCAGUGGUUUUGCAUAUUUUCCAUCAAAAGUAAAUCAAAACCAACAGUUGCUACUAGUCAGCAGUAACAAAUUUACCUGUUUAUAGUUUUAUUUGCAUUUCCAAUACAGCCAUCUUUCACCACUUUUUAUAAUGAUAAACGAAAGCUGCGUUCAUUGCAUAUUUUUAUAUCUGUUUUUAACUGUCUGAAAUGGUUUGAGGUUAUCUUCGUCUGAACUCUCUUUGUUUAUCUACCUAUAUACAUUACCCUAACUGAUAAAAUAUGUUCUGUUUGUAACUAACUGAAAAUCGAAAAUGUGCAGCGUAUUUUCUUUCAAUGCCCAUUUUAUGCCCAUCUUCGUCAAAUCUUUAUAAACAAUAUCACGGAUCUUGUUAACUCAUUAAAAAUAAAUUAAAAUUAUGUUUGCAGUUGCAAAUUGCGGAAUCAACUCAAAGAAGGCACGAUCAUUUCUGCGAAAUGGAUAAUUCAAUUGCUGGACCACUUAUUAAACAGAUCGAGAUUUGUGAUGAGGCUAUGUAUUGCUUAGAUGCAGCAAAUUAAAGACAGUAUUUUUUAAUAUGAUGCUUAGCAGAGAAAGAUAAUUUUCUUUUCAGAAAUAAAUAGAAAAUGCAAAACAGGAAAAAAGCAGAUUAGGACGUGAUAUUCAGAGGACACGACAAUCUUGGAACGCAAGAAGAAGAAAUCAUUACAAUAUUAAUUAAACUCUUGCGUCUGGAAUUCAUCUUUGUUUUGUACAAGUACCAAGUUUCUUAGUUCUCCUAAAACUUGGUGACAAUCAGUGAGAGCUAGAAAGAACUUACUAAUAUUCAAUCGAUGUAUAUUAAAACAAGCAUUAUUUAAAAUAAUGUUACAUCUUCCAACAUUUUUAAAUUAAUGGAGAUAUCAAAGAAACUACUGAAAAUAAGUAUAAGGAACUACAAAGUGUGAGAUAAUUAUGAGACACCCAUAACAAUCAACUUUUGCAUUCAAAACUUUUCUAUAUAAUAAACUGGGAUGAAGAUUAAAAAGAAUCCUACUCUGUAUAAUGUUUUGUUCACUAAAAUUGACCUUUUAGCAUCUAAAAAAAGACGUUUCUUUUUUCAAGUGAUUACAUUAUAUAGUUAUAAUCUACUGUGGUUUUCCAAUUAAAUAUCACUAAAGUACUCAUUUAAUGCUUUUCAUAAUUGUUUUGCAAAAACUAUCGGAUAACUGUAAAAUAAAUCAAACUGAUAGAAAAAUUUAUAAAUUUAGUUACUCAAACAAAUAUGUAUGAAUAUAUGCAUAUUUUUUAAAGUUGUCAAAUAUUUGGAGAAUUUACUGACACAUGCUGUACAAUAUAAUAUACAUUUAAUUGUUUGUCAAAAUAUUCAUUCUUUUUACAAAAAUCAUUGAAUUUUAGAGGGAAUAUUUACCUUACAACCAUUCGCCCUACUAGUUUAGUUUACAUCACUUUUUUUAUAUUGUAACGCGUAAAUUUUAGAACAACCAAAAAUAUUCGACUUUAUUAAUAGUCGAAUAUCUAUUAACAAUCACUGAAAUGGACGACAAAGUUCGGUUGGUUUGAUAAGUUUUAAUUAAUUGAAUAGUAGACUUUCUUAUGGGUUUUACGAAAUCUAUUAGAAAAUGCACGAGAAAAAGCACAAAAAUAAUGUAAAUAUUAAAUUUGCUAGCCUGAUAUUUAAAAUGGCCUUCGCAACGGAAGGCGACCAUUCGUUUUUUUCACGCUUCGUACCGCAUCGCUUUCCAAAUGGUAACAAAUUUCCUAAAACUCAUAAUAAGGUGAUUGUUGGUAAUUGAGGGAUUAUAAACGGUGGAAAAGUGGAAAGCUCCAUUUAAUUUUGCGCCAUUUAAAUGAAUUACGAAAUCAACUUACAGCCGUAAUAAUACAUUUUUGUUUAAAUUAUUAUUUAGUAGUUAGCUAGCAAAAACUAAUCAGAACGCUGGACACUGGAUAAUGGCAGUCCUGGAUUUAAAUGCUAAGUGCAUAUCCGAAGCAUUUAAUCUAAGCCUCAAAGUUUUUGGCAAUUUAUUGAGGAAAUUCUUGGAAUUGGCAUCUUAGAGGAUAUAAAAGUCUUUUGUCUUUGCCUCAAAUUAUAGAGAUUUCUGCAAAAAAUAAGGAAUUAUAAAGAAAUAAGAGGUAACCAUAUCUAACCAAAACAAUUCAAACAAAAACAACAAAAAAUAUCAGAAAACCUUAAAGAUUGGAUUGGAUUGGAUACGCUUACUUUUAAAAUGUUACUUUUCAACAUAUUUUGGAUUUUAUACAGAUUCUAAAUAUUCAAUUGAUUUCUCCGACUUUAUACAUUUUGGUUUAAUUUUCUUUUUUUCUUCCAACCUAUAAAUUUAAAAUAGAAAAAUCGAUAAAAUUUCAGUUUUUCAAUUUUUAUAAUUUUAUUUAUUUUGUGUAAGGUUAUAAAACAUUUUUCUAUCAUGAAACAAACAAAACAAACGUCACUAGUUUGACUUGCAAAUAAUCAGAUGUGUGCCACCUAAUAAGGUAAUUUGUUAUUGUUAUUGGUAUUAUAAUACAAUAAAAUGUCAAUACAAAGUUUUCAUUAUAUAAAAACUAAUGUACUGAUAGUAAACAAAAUCAAAUCAUAAAGAUACGUUGUUAUUUGCAAAGUACUAUUAAUUUACCUAACCUUAAAAGUACCAAAAUUUUUUAAUAGUUCUUGUAGCUGUUUCUCACUGUUAUAGAUCAGAAAAAUUUUAACAUGUUUUUCAUAAAGUUUGUUCCGUUCCUUGAAAUCGGGCAAUUAAUAGGCGUACAGCAGUUGUAUAACGGAAAAACGUUUUAUUGCUAAUAAUCCAAAAUCUACAACUUUUUCAAACACAAAGUCUAUUUUUUUAAAAAUACUCUAUGCUAUGAAAUUAUAAGAAUGACUUAAUGACUUUUUCGUUAAAAUUCUUAAUGUUAUUUUAUGAUCAUCCUGUGUCUCUUUAUUUUUAAAAUAUAAUUGCAGUCCACUGAAGGAAAAUCUAACCCAAAUAUGUAACAAAGUCGGAAAAAUCGAUAGAUAUAAGUGCAACUAAAAAUUUUUUUAAUCUACAGAGCGUUUAUUUAAAAGAACGAAGUGGUGAGUUGUCCACGACAAUGCGAAUAUGGUGUAUAUUAUAACAAUAUCAAUUUUAAAAGUAUAAGUGAAUCCAAAUAACUUUCAUCCCCAAGUUUUUUUAUAUCUAUUUUACAGGCUCUGAGGUAAGGACAUCCCACAGUGCACCUUUUUUUAAUUAACUUUGACUUUCAAGGCCCGUUGGGGAAGUCAUACUUAUUCCUGAUCAUUAGUUGAUCUCUGAACAAUGAAUCGUUAAGUCACAGAAGCCAGAUUUUCUUAAUUACACAAAAUUUAAUUUUUUAUUUAUUAUUUAAUUACACAAGAGCUCCUUUUUUUAGAUUCUGAAAUCUACUUAUAAAAUUGUAAAUGGAAAAACGUGUUUAGUUUUUCAAAAAUUGUAUGAUACAAAAACUAAGGAACCAGCUAGUACUGUAAGAGAUAUAAAAGUGGAGAUAUUCUCUUUUUCGACUGGGUCUUUCAACAAAACUACCUAAUCUAACAUCAGUUAAUAUAUUAGUUCGAAAUGCUAUUUUUGGUAAGUUGUCAAAGGGACAUUUUCAAGUUUUUAGACCUUAAUAUCCAGUUUUCCGACAGCAUCACUUAUCAUUUCCUCAUACAAAAGAAUAUUUCCGGUAGUUGUGUCUGUCUUGCUAUAAUUUUAUAAUCAAAAUACCAGGAUAAUUUAUAAAACUGGAGCAGGAAAUUUAGCAGCUUUGAUCCAGGGCUGUCAUCGACGACCAUCGAAUUUGAUCUUCGUUUAGCUUUCGACAUUUUUCUGGCUGCCGCCAUUUUGGAAAUGCAAAGGUAUGUUGCAGUUUUGCCUAAUUUUGAUGCGAAACCUCUAAAACUAUUGCGAUAAUGAGAUAUUAUUUUGUUAUUCCAUACUAUUUUGAAUAUAAUGCGCACUUUAUUAUCAAAUUAGAGAUGACUGCCCGCAGGAUGGUACUACCUAAAAAUUAACAAAAAGUUCUGCAGAAACUUUACGAUAUUCGGUGACUCCCUGACUCACAGCACUUUGGGAAACGAUUUGAAAAUUAUAUCUGGCAAAUCGUCAAAAUAUCCUUUUCACCUGCAACCGUUUAGUUAUAACGUUCUUAGCGAGCGGGCGUUUAAACAUGAUUGCAAAACUCAUGUGAUUAGAAAAAAAAGAAAAAAACGACCUCUUGCACUAUUUUUAAACUAUUUUUAUUAUUUAAAGCUCCAUUAAACGGAUGCUCGCUUUCGUGUCAUGCUAAAUUUGAAAAAUAUUUUUGAAUGAAAACCCUACAUGAGAUGUUUCGAUAUUACGAUUUUUUUGUUUUUUUGUGUAAUUUUUAAUUUGAAAAAAAACUCUUUGAAAGUACAAUUUUUUUACAAAUGAUGUCACAUAAUGAAAACUAUAAUAGCCCUACUCAUAGAAAUUUCAAAUAGGGGGACUGGUUUAUAGGUACACAGUUUUAGUUGACAUUUUCUCAGCAGCAGAUAAGGGAGAAUUAGAUUAUAGCCAAGCUUUUGGAUGCCCUCAAUCAAGUUCAAAUAUUACGGAUUUAAAUUUAAGACGAUUCAAUCGAUUCGCAACUAUCUGGAUUUCUGUUUCAAUUGGAUGUCGACAUCGGGGUCCCUCAGGCACGCUAUUAGAAUCUCUUUUCUUCAUUAUUUGUACAGUAGAUAUGUUUGUUUGAUUUGUUUAGUUAAACAGUUAUGGAAAUACAAAAGCCCGAAUAAGUCUAAAUUAAUAUACUUUAGUUCAGCUAAGUAUGGGACCGCUCAAAACUUUGAUACAUUUAUAAAUGGUAUUGGAUUUCCAGCUGUGGAAGAAUAUAAAACCUUGGGUGUAAUCCUUGAAAACAAAUUUAGAUUUUGUACACAGGUUUCCACACUUUGCCAGAAGUUUUUUUUUAAUCUCUGCACUGGUUCUGAUUCAUCUAAAUUGCUUGUCUAUUUAUCCUGCUUGGAGGUCUUUACCAAAUAUAAAUUACAGAAAAGAUCACGCAAGUCAUAAACUUCACAAUUUAAUUACAAAUCAAUUUCAAAUCGAGUCGACAAGAAUUACUUUGCCUCUUUUCAUAAACUAUUUAAAGCUUGUACUUCUUUUACGGAAAAACACCUAGAUAAUUAAGAAUAUUCGUUUAUAUAAUAUUAUCAUUAUCUUACCACAUAUUAUAAUAUAGGCAGUGGGAGAAAUAAAACUACUCGUUAAGCAAAAUGACAGACGACUGGAGAAAUUCGAUGCUUCAAAAAGUCGGUACCCUAAAAAGAAGAGACGAAUACAUUCUAAUGCAUCGUAUAGACGGGAUGAAAACUAAUAUUUUUGGAAAAGCUGUUUUUUUCUUUAACGGCUUUAAUAAACUGCCGGACAAAAUUGACAUUACAUAUUUGCCACAUUUUUGUUGCUAUUUUUCUUAUCUAUGAUCCGAUUGGGAUAAGUUUUUUUGGAUUGUACGUUGGUUCCGGUAGCGGGUAGGUAUAGCCUAUCAGGGGAAAUGAGUCAUCCCUGCCGACCGCAGACUCCAGGUGCCUUCUGACCCGGAAGGCUGUCGCCUGUAUAGGGUCCCAGUCCAGGGUACGGAUGAAGACCACAACGGUGGCGAAGGCGUUAGAGGCGCAGCUUCAAAAUGGCUUCAAUAGCGGAGGUGGCAACCCAGUCUUUAGGGAUAGUAUAAAGACAACAGCAGCGUCUGACUCAGAGUGAGCGGCUGCAAACAGCGUCUGUCUCAGAGUGAGCGGCUGACUAUUAGGUCCUCGAAGAAGGAGGUGUGUGCAAGGAACAGACUUGGGAGAAGGAUCUUUGGAAGAUAGAUCCGAAUGAAGGGCUCGAUUAAAGGACGGAAAAUGGCUACGGCUGUAGACUCCUUGGGUAUAUAUUGUUGCUUCCUUGACAAUGUCAUAGUUUUCGCUGAUAACGAUAAAAGGUUCAUUUUCGAUUUAUGCCGGCUGAAAUAAAAUGUUAUGUGUUUUUCAGAAAAUUCGCAUCACCCUGUGGAGUAUACUAACAACUGAAACAUAUAGCAGUUGACAUUAGAAGGUAGCUCCAUUUUUUUUUUGGUUAACUUCAUUAUCUCUGUUAUCCAAGAAGAUGCACCGUUUUACAGCGUAACAUGUUUUUAUAGAUUUUGUGAUUCAGUAUAUUCAUUGUUAAAUGUUUUCAAGUAAAGGCUAUCGAAUUUUUUCGACAUUUCAAGCGAUACAUUAUGUGUUUGCCUAUAAUUUCUGCUCGCUUUGAUAAAUGAAAACGGAAUUAACGAAUGAAUUUUUUAAUAAAGUAAUUACAAUAUUAACAUUGCAUCUGACUUUACAACAAUUUUUUUUGGAAUUGCGUGAAACUGUGAAACAUGAAACAACAAAACAUCAAUCAAUCACCUCUACUUCGAAUCACUGCAUUGAAAUUAAAUUUUUAAUUGCAUCUUGUCGAAUAUUCUCCUGUCCUGCAAAUUACUGCAUUCACCAAUUGAUUGUGGUUGACCGGUACGAGAUUGUGACUUCCAACCUUCCUUUUUAGAACACCCCAUAGAUCUUCUAUGGGAUUUAAAUCGAAACUGUGAGGUGGCCAUUCCAUUAAUGGAAUAGCUACAGGGUUUACUUUAGUAGAGUCGAGAAGAUACCUCCAUCUUUAACCAACCUUUUCAUUGUUGGUUUCCUUAAAUAUCUUUGUUAUUCAAGAAGAUACACCGUUUUAUAGCGUAACAUGUUUUCAUUGUUAAAUGUUUUCAAAUAGGUUUCGGAAUUUUUUUGACAUUUUAAGCAAUUUGUCAACCGAUUUUUUGUUCUAAAUUAACAAAGGUCAAAUAAACUACUGGUAAAAACUCUUCGGAAAUUACUUAUUAAUCGUUCUUUUCAUUUGCCGAGUUGUCCGACGAUUAUUUUAUUCUUGAAACAUGAAUCAACAGGAAAAGCAGUGAGAGCUUUAAUUUUAGUGGAUGACGGCCGUUCAAUCUGUCAUGUUGCUAAUGUGAUCUUACCCUCGAAGGCGGGACAAGGACGAAAACAAUGUACCGACCAGAAAUUACCAACAUGAUGGACAUAAACGUGUUUGGCGAAGGGCUGGAGAGAGAUUUGCAAGUUGCAAUAUCUCACCAAAAAUCCCACGUGGUGGAGGCUCUGUCACGUUUUGGGGAGGAGAGUUAGUGCCUGUGCGUGUAAGAUUAUUAUCUAGAAAACAUUUUAAUUGAACAUGUAAUUCCAUUUGUUCCUUUUUUGAGACCCAAUAGUUUAUUUAUACAGGAUAAUGCUCGUCCCCACGUGGCUGGACAAGGUAUAGACUACUCUGUAACUACCAGAUUGAUGGAAUGGCCACCUUACA